This is a messenger RNA of Scophthalmus maximus (turbot), 4539 nucleotides long. It is a transcript of the gene ppp2r5a, whose product is annotated as protein phosphatase 2, regulatory subunit B', alpha isoform. Gene Ontology annotation, biological process: signal transduction; protein dephosphorylation. The transcript is spliced from 13 exons. Gene Ontology annotation, molecular function: protein phosphatase activator activity. Lineage: Eukaryota; Metazoa; Chordata; Actinopteri; Pleuronectiformes; Scophthalmidae. Bases 1022 to 2635 code for a protein of 537 amino acids. The record is from RefSeq and is a predicted model, not a curated record. Gene Ontology annotation, cellular component: protein phosphatase type 2A complex; nucleus; cytosol.
AACAGUCGAGUCAGGCAGGCAGACGGCGAACGGAGCGGCGGGGCAGGGAGUGUUGUACGGCGGCUCCACUCGGCACGACGUCCAUUAAUGUGCUGUUUUGGUUUUUUUUAUAAAGUAGCCGGCCCGUUUUAGAGGUUGUUGCACCGGCGACAGAGACGGCGCCAGUCGUUUGAGGACACGGCUAACUUCUGUUUUUCAUCGUUAAAUGACGCUCAGUCGUUGAGUGGAAAGAGAACUUCAUCCAUCUCGCGGAUAGUUCUUCUGAAAAAAACACCCAGCGGAAGUCUGGUCCGGGAUUAUAAAACCACAGCUUGAAGGUUUUUCUUAUUUAAGAACUGCACGAAAUCCAUGGGGCUAUUUUCCUUCGUGACUUUCUCCCCCUCGACCAGCGGUGCGAACUGCUGCGGCGGCUAACAUUAACGUCGGCUAAUCUUUUUUUUAGCACGCCAAGCUAAGCUAAGCUAGGCUAGGCUAGGUUAGCUCGCAGGCUAGGUUAGCUUGCAGCCUAGCAGCACAUUGGUUCGCCCGUUGUCAAGUGCUUCACUUCACCCGGUAACUUUCACGACAAUGCGCCUCGUACGCUUCGCAACAGGUGGACCGUCUGCGAACACAACGACGCGUCGGGAAUAAUCAGACAUUCAGAAACUUUUAGCGAUAUUCGUCUCGUGUUGCACUGCGGGCCAUGUCAUGAGUUGUUGGGCUUUUCGGUUGGUGUUUUGAGGAUCGCGCCCCCCCCCCCCCCCCCCCCCCGUUCCAGAAGAGAAGUUAGCCCCCUGAAGAUGCAGCCUCGGGACACAGUCUGAACACCCAAUAGCGACCUAACAUGUUGGAUCAUACAGAAUAACUCGACACUUGGAUCGGAGGUGAGCUUCGAGUCGUGCCGUUUUCCCUCCACGUUGUUGGUGCACGCUGAUGUGAAACGAAGAGGAAACCUUCCAGUUGCAACCCAGGGACAUACAACUGCUCGCCUGAAGUCCUCCUCCUCCUCCUCGUCGUCGUCGUCCUCGGUGUAUGCGUCAAGAUGUCGGCCAUCUCUGCGUCGGAGAAAGUGGACGGGUUCACGCGAAAGUCCAUGAGGAAGGCCCAGAGGCAGAGGAAGUCCCAGGGCUCCUCGCAGUACCGCACUCAGAGCGCCCCGGUGGAGCUCUCCCCGCUGCCACAGCUGAAAGAUGCUCCCUCCACAGAGCAGCAGGAACUGUUCACCCAGAAACUCCAGCAGUGUUGCAUGCUCUUCGACUUCUUUGACUCUGUGAUGGACCUGAAGAGCAAGGAGAUAAAGAGGGCGACCCUCAACGAGCUUGUGGACUACGUCUCCACCAACAGAGGGGUGCUGGUGGAGUCCUCGUACCCAGAGAUCUCUAACAUGAUCUGCACCAACAUUUUCCGGACUCUUCCGCCAAGUGAUAACCCCGAUUUUGACCCAGAGGAGGACGAGCCCACUCUAGAGGCUUCAUGGCCUCACAUACAACUGGUCUACGAGUUUCUGCUGCGAUUUCUAGAAAAUCCAGACUUUCAGCCCAGCAUUGCCAAGCGCUACAUUGAUCAGAAAUUUGUUCUGCAGCUCCUGGAGCUGUUUGACAGCGAGGACCCAAGAGAGAGGGACUUCCUGAAGACUAUCCUGCAUCGGAUUUACGGAAAGUUCCUGGGGCUGCGAGCCUUCAUCAGAAAGCAGAUCAACAAUAUUUUCUUGAGGUUCAUCUACGAAACUGAGCACUUCAACGGAGUGGCUGAGCUGCUAGAAAUCCUGGGAAGUAUCAUCAAUGGCUUUGCGUUACCUCUGAAGGCCGAGCACAAGCAGUUCCUGAUGAAAGUGCUCAUCCCGUUACACACAGCUAAAGGACUGUCCCUUUUCCAUGCACAGCUGGCCUACUGUGUGGUUCAGUUCCUGGAGAAGGAUCCUACGCUCACUGAACCGGUGAUCCGCGGGCUGCUCAAGUUUUGGCCUAAAACUUGCAGCCAGAAAGAGGUGAUGUAUCUCGGUGAAAUCGAGGAGAUCCUGGACGUCAUCGAGCCGACGCAAUUCAACAAAAUCCAGGAGCCGUUGUUCAAACAGAUCUCCAGAUGUGUGGCCAAUCCACACUUUCAGGUAGCAGAGCGAGCGCUGUACUUCUGGAACAACGAGUACAUCCUCAGCCUCAUCGAGGAGAACAUCGACAAGAUCCUGCCCGUCAUGUUUGGCAGCCUGUACAGAAUCUCCAAAGAGCACUGGAAUCCGACAAUCGUAGCUCUGGUCUACAACGUGCUGAAGACGUUGAUGGAGAUGAACUGCACCCUGUUUGACGAGCUAACGUCCUCCUAUAAAGCAGACAGACAACGGGAGAAGAAAAAGGAGCAGGAGAGGGAUGAGCUGUGGAAGAAGCUGGACGAGCUGAGGCUCAGUGAUGCCGCUCUGGUCCAGAACAACAGCCACGGGCUCCCGGGUGUCCAGAACAACAACAACAACAACAACAACAACAACAACAACAACAACAGCAGCAGCAGCAGCAGCAGCAACAACAACAUCAGUAGUAGUAGUAGUAAUAAUGAUAAUGACAACCAGGACAAGAGUGUUGAUUCGGCUCCUGCCGUCGCCACAGACGACAGAGAGCCUGACGUGGGUGUGGCAGCCAUUGAGAGCACUCCAUGCGCCAAAUGACACCGGAUGUUGUUGUUUUUUUAAAAUUCCGUAACGGUUUGACACCGCGUUCAGGACCGUCGGGGGAGUAUUGACGGAGAUGGAAAAAGAAAAAAAAAUCACACCUAAGCAGUAUAUGACAUCUACUUAGAGUGACGUAGAACGCCUGCAAUUCUUUGGCAGAAAUAAAAAAUAUAUAUAUAUAUAUAUUUCAACCUCAGACUAUUUUUGGAUGUUACAGUGUGGCUUACAGUAUAUUGUUAAAAUGUCUGAUCAAAGAGUUAUCCUUUCACAUUUAGUUUCUUAACUGAAAAUGAUUUUACGUGUUCUAUUCAUUGUGUGAUACACACGGGAGGGGAGAAAAUAAUUAUGACUUGAAUUCAAUAUUUCCGACUGUGCUGCACUCAGACGAGCUGAAUAGCUAUUUAAAGAUGUCUGUUGUCUUUUUUUUUUUUCAAAUGUGCUUUUCCCACGUGUCGCCAACACACGGGUGCAAAACCUUAAAGAAGGAGAGACCUCCAGACUUUGGGACCAGACCCAUAUUUUAGACAUUUAGUUGUCCAUUAAUGUACAGAAGAGGUUCUGUGUCGUCAGGAGCAGAAGAUGCUAGAAGUGUGAUAGGUGAAUGAGAGGUGCCUGGCCAAAGAAAAAUUAAACCCUGCUUAUGGUUUGAUAUCGUGAUGAUUGACUGAGUUGAAACCCGGUUCACAAUUAUUUGGGUAAAGGUGUUGGUGAAUAUAUAUAUAUUUUUUAAUGUCUGGAGCUAAACAGGAAGCUAAUAGUCGAAACACAACACCCGCUUUCAUGAAAUUGUUCACACUAAAGUAUUGAGAGAGGGCUUUUAAAGAAUAAAAAUUGUAUGAAAAUAUGAAGCCGGUUAGUCGCCUGGGUCGUCACCCCUUCAUGAAAUGUUGAAUGCUCAUUUUUACUCAAUGAUUUUUUGUACAGAUUUAAACAGACUUUUAUGAUUUUUGUUUGCAACUCUUGCUGUCCCAAGCUCAACCACCUGCCACCAGUAAGCUCACCCAACCGUAGCUUCAUUUUCACCCGGUAUUCGAUCUUUUCAUCUGACUCUCGGCAAGAUGACCCAAUAUUUCCCCAAAACACGUGUUCACGAAAAACACACGAAACCUACAGUUCUAUAUUUUUAUAGUAUUGACAAGGCAAAUAUUUUUUUUCUUUUUGAAUGUCUGAUUCUGCAGCUGGAUUAUGAUGCAGGAUGUAUUCGAUGCGCACUUGCGUGUGUGUACAUGUGUAUAUGUUAGUUUUGAGGCUACUUAAAGGGAGAUGCCACUCAAAUGUAGUAUUUUUAUGUACAGUAUUGUGCUUCUGUGGUCUAGGAAAGUGCAGUCAGUGCUGAUAGGAACAUAAAUGUUUGUUUCUUAAAAGCCGAAAAAAAGACAUUGUUACCGCCACUAUUAGCCAGUUUUUCCUCACGAUAAGUGCGACUGAUUUUUGUCCAUCUUCGAGUUCUUCUAUCCGAACGAGGCUCAACAUAUACGAUGGAAGUGAUAUCAAGUCAAUCAGCACUUCACACCAGAAAGUUAUUUUGAACGCCUGUUGUUCACUCUCUUCCACUCCAGACUUUCUAAUGUCACAUUCACUUUUACUCUUAAUUUCCUAAAACCUGGCGGUGGAUACACUUGUUGAUUUAAUCUGACUGCUAUAGAUCAUAGAAAGGACCUCCUGAGAGUACUUUUAUUUUAAGUUGAAUGGUGUUCCCCUCUGAGCCAUGGUGUCUGCUCUCUUCAGUACAUAUUUAAGGUCCUGUCUUCUCUGAUGCCUUUUCUGUCAGUACAGCAUUCCAGCCUCUGUGACGUUUAAAAAACAAAACAACAAAAAAAACAUUGCGUCUUCUCAUCGCAGAUCUUAUUUAGGUUUCACCAUCAAAUAAAGUCUAUUUUAUCUUUGUACUCAAAACACAA